Serpula lacrymans var. lacrymans S7.9 is the source of this 2203-nucleotide messenger RNA. RefSeq lists its product as uncharacterized. The record is from RefSeq and is a predicted model, not a curated record. The coding region runs from base 66 to 2081 and encodes 671 amino acids. Gene Ontology annotation, molecular function: oxidoreductase activity. The transcript is spliced from 3 exons. NCBI's taxonomy places the organism in Eukaryota, Fungi, Basidiomycota, Agaricomycetes, Boletales, Serpulaceae.
AAACCUGCGAUAUCUCUUCCUCCUGACUGUCCAUUCUAGUUUGCUCUACAUCCAAAGUUUACACCAUGUCUGCUCUCAACGGCUGGCACAGAGGCGAAUUGGCCAUACAGCGGAAGCUCAACUUUGACGGUCCAAUGGCUACUGCCUGGACUUGGAUUGAUGGUGAAAUGCCUGAACAGCACAAAGUGUUCCACACAACACAGCUGCCAUUCGUUCCUGUCACUACUCUCGACGACAAACGGAGACCCUGGUCUUCGAUUUUAGCAAGCCCAAAUGGUCAACCAGGAUUUAUAUCAAGUCCCCACUAUACCGAACUUACCAUGUCUGCCAAAGUAUGGGACGGAGACCCUUUCGUAGAUAACUCGGCACUUCUGGCCCACACAGAUCAUAUGUUGAUCGCUGGCAUCGGUAUUGAAUUCUCGACUAGAAGGAGAAACAAAUUUGCUGGUUGGAUCAAGGAUAUCAAAAGUAACGCAGAUCGUUAUGAAGUUAAAGUGGUGGUAAACCAGGCAUUAGGGAACUGUCCUAAAUACAUUAACGUUCGAGAUCUAAUACCUCAUCCCGUUACAAAUCCUAAAAUUUUGCAUCGACGUCUUGAAUUGGCAGUCAACGAACGCCUUCCUGAAGAGCUGAUAUCCUUUGUUCAUGAGGCGGACACAGUGUUUCUGGGGACGUCAUAUGAAGCGACAGAACAAGAUACGCUUGCAUUCCCAUCACAUUUAGGAAUGAAUCAGCGUGGUGGUAGACAGGGUUUCGUUCGAGUGUCGCCCUCAGAUGGGCGAACCCUCAUACUCCCAGACUACUCAGGAAAUCGACUAAUGUCAUCCUUGGGGAACAUUGAAGCCACGCCCCGUGCUUCUAUGACCUUCGUGUCGUUUACCUCUGGCUCUAUCCUCUAUCUUACAGGAGACGCAAAAACACUCAUUGGAAAAGACGCACAGCGAGUCAUGCCGCUCCAAAAUGCCAUAACAACGGUUUCUGUGACAGGCUACGUAUUUGUCGAGGAUGCACUUCCAGUUAGACAGCUUCCAGGCAGCGAGGUCCAACGCAGUGCCUACAGUCCUCCAAUACGGUACCUUGCUGACGAAACCUCGGCUCUUUCUCAAUAUUACAAUGACGAUACGCAGGUCAUGUUAUCGAGCGUUGAGCUUCAUAGUCCUGAUAUUGCGACGUUCACCUUUCAAUCAGAGCAGGAUCUCGAGGUAAAACCAGGUCAGACGGCCAUCCUGGACUUCAAAGCCUUCCUUGGGUCCCAAAGGUAUCAGCAUAUGGCGCCUACCAAUCCUACAUCAGUGAAUGAUGACCGCAUUCGUACCUGGACCAUUUCUCGAUCGAAUGGCUGGCAUCGACCAGCUCCACUACCCUCACAGCCAGCACGGUCAUUUUCUCUCACCAUGCGUAGGAAACCUGGUGGCGCAGUCACCGAGGCUCUCUUUUCGAUAUCGAGCAGGCUUGCUGAGAUGAAAUCAGAGCUUCUGGAUGACACUCGGCCCCUGGGUCUCACUGUCGGCCUGGUUGGGAUAUCUGGUGAUUUCACGUUGCCAGAAGUCCUAGCAGAUGCCUGUCAAGACCCGCGCACCACCACCGCCAAUCAUCCUCAAAAGCUUUUGUGGAUUGCGGGAGGUAUUGGUGUUACGCCUUUCAUAAGCAUGCUUAACAGCCUCUCGGAUCUUCGUGAUUCUUCUCCCAACUCCACGCAAAGCUACGAUAUUAAUCUUCUCAUAUCUACUCGCGAACCCUCGGUCCUUCUACCCCUCAUUACUCGAGCUUUGCAAACAAAUGCUGAGCUUAACCAAAAGGACCAUGGAAAUACACCUACCAUGAGAAUAACGAUUGAUGUCUUCACGACCAAUGACGUAUCUGAUAUUGUUCUGGACGAAAUGAAAGGCAUAGGUGUUACGCUGAGGUGCCACCGGGGUAGAAUUUCUGGCGCUCUUCUAAAGGUAGAGACUUUGGGCGACUUAUCUGAAAGAAAAAUCUACCUAUGUGGGCCCCCGUUGUUUGAAGAUGCGGUUCUGGCUGAUUUGGCCUCUGUUGGCAUCGACGGGAGUCGAGUGAAGCGGGAAAUGUUUGCAUAUUGAUCCAGAAAAUCUACCUUUGCUGUAUAGUACCCAUUGUGUAUAGCUUGUAUUUUGUAGGCCAAGUGUAUUAAAACUCACUACUCUGUAAUAUGCUCAAUAUAUGCUCCAUGUUACAAAGAAAC